UCUUUUGCUCGUUGCUCUUUCCAUUUCGAGUUUCCACUGUAUUUUAGUCGGUAGACGUGUACGGCUUCGAAGAAAUAUCAAAAAUUUGUGCUUUCUUGAGAUUUUAUUAUACUGCAUUUAGCCUAAUUAAUCGCACAAAAUGACCAGGUUAUCGUACGCCGUAGCUCUAAUAGGACUAUUUGCUUUGAGCCAUGUAAUAGUGGCGAACGAAGAAAAUACUGCUCGCUUGCUGGUUUCGAAACAGAUUUUGAAUAAAUAUCUGGUAGAAAAUCGAGACAUUGUCGUUAAGUACACCUUGUACAAUGUAGGAUCUGGAGCAGCCGUAAAUGUUCAGUUAGUGGAUAAUGGAUUCCAUCCGGAAGCAUUCGCCGUUAUUGGUGGACAGUUGACGGCGACGAUAGAUCGUAUUGCCCCGCAAACUAAUGUGACUCACAUUGCCGUUGUGCGACCAAAGGCCUACGGUUACUUCAACUUCACUGCCGCGGAAGUCAACUAUCAGCCCACAGAGGAAGCAACUAAUCUGCAGUUUGCCGUGAGCUCGGAACCGGGUGAGGGUGCCAUCGUGGCGGAGGCUCAAUUCAACAAACAAUUUUCGUCCCAUUACUUGGAUUGGUUUGCCUUUGCCAUUAUGACUCUACCGUCCUUGGCCAUUCCCUAUGCGCUGUGGUACAGCUCGAAAACGAAGUACGAACUGUUGGCCACCAAACCAACGAAGAAAGCAAACUAACCAUGGGUGGUUAGUAGCAGCUAGUUUCGGGGCAGAUUUUUACUGCUUCGCUCUGUACCUACUAUCUGAGGGGAACAGAAGAGUUUUUUCUGUGAAAGACUAAUUUAUUCAUCGUAAGGACGCAUUUUUGUUCAGUUUUCAUCGUCGAUAUGAAUAGAACAUUUUUCACCAGUUGUUUGCUUUUACAAGUGAUAUUGUUUCGUUUUGACAUGUCAUUGGUAAAUAAAAAGAAGGAGAAACAAAAGCUGAA
Messenger RNA from Sabethes cyaneus, 977 nucleotides. RefSeq names its product translocon-associated protein subunit beta (gene SsRbeta). The coding region runs from base 140 to 727 and encodes 195 amino acids. Lineage: Eukaryota; Metazoa; Arthropoda; Insecta; Diptera; Culicidae. The record is from RefSeq and is a predicted model, not a curated record. Gene Ontology annotation, cellular component: endoplasmic reticulum; membrane. The transcript has 3 exons.